UCUGUGGUAGUGGUGCUAUUUUGACAUUUCUUCACGGUUCUCGCCGUUCUCAGUUUUGGUAUUUGGCAACGCUGCCUUUCUCCAAGUAUUUACAAAAAUGGGUAUCGACAUCAAUCACAAAUACGACCGUAAGGUUAGGAGAACAGAACCAAAAAGUCAAGAUGUAUAUUUACGUCUUCUGGUGAAGCUCUACCGAUACUUGGCACGUCGUACUGGUGCCAAAUUCAACCAAAUCGUCCUGAGAAGGCUCUUCAUGAGCAGGAUCAACAGGCCCCCAAUUUCUCUGUCCAGAGUCGUUCGUCUCAUGAAGACGCCCGGCCGCGAAGGCCUGACUGCCGUCAUUGUCGGGACUGUGACUGACGAUGCGAGGAUCUUUGAAGUGCCCAAACUUUCCAUUUGUGCACUACGUGUGACUGAAACUGCCAGGUCUAGGAUCUUGAAAGCAGGCGGCGAAAUCAUCACGUUCGACCAGCUGGCGCUGAGGGCACCCACCGGCUCGCGCACCGUUCUUUUGCAGGGCAGGCGUAACGCCCGCGAGUCCGUGAAAUCGUUCGGUCUCGCGCCAGGUGUGCCGCACAGCCACUCGAAGCCGCUGGUGCGCUCGAAGGGGCGCAAGUAUGAGAGGGCGCGCGGUCGCAGGGCCUCCUGCGGGUACAAGAAGUAGGGGGGGUCGUUUGUCGUUUGAUUUGUAUAAUAAAGGUUAUGCAGUAAUGAGGGGUUUGAUUUUCGACCUGACCCAGCCAAUAGAGCAAUGUCUGCUGACGUCACAACAUGGCGCACUCGGCGUUUCAUCAGCUGAUCGGGGGACAAACAAAGCU
Phaedon cochleariae (mustard beetle) is the source of this 818-nucleotide messenger RNA. Lineage: Eukaryota; Metazoa; Arthropoda; Insecta; Coleoptera; Chrysomelidae. The record is from the annotation of a GenBank genome assembly.